Messenger RNA from Chenopodium quinoa (quinoa), 2083 nucleotides. RefSeq lists its product as uncharacterized. NCBI's taxonomy places the organism in Eukaryota, Viridiplantae, Streptophyta, Magnoliopsida, Caryophyllales, Amaranthaceae. The record is from RefSeq and is a predicted model, not a curated record. Bases 1029 to 1553 code for a protein of 174 amino acids. The transcript has 2 exons.
UAUUUUAAAGUAUCAAUAUAUGUACCAUGUACAUUGCACAGGAUUGAACACUAAUUCAUCUUUCAAUAUUACCCAUAAAUAAAAAUAAAAAUACAAAAAAAUCUUAAAACAACGGAAAACAAUUUGGGCCCUAUUGGAGUAUAUUAAGGCUUAAACUUGCUCUCUCACUCCACCAGAAUUUGUCAGUUGACAACAUCCUUUCUUUGAGGAAGAGAGUUUGAGAGAGGGUUAAUUAUGGUAGGGUUGGAAUUUUCCAGAAAUUUGGUUCUCGAAAUUUGAACUCAGUUUAGGAUUACUACUCUUCUUUCUGACUCAAUUUCUUCUUCAAAAUUCUGGGGUUUUGUUUUUCAGUGUUUUUCAUCAUUUGAUGUUGCUCAGAUUUCUGGGUUUCUCCGAUUUUUAUCCAAACCCCUUGUUAAUCUCUCCAAUUUAUCAUUCUUUGAUUGAAUAAACAAUUCUUGUUUCUGGGGAUUUUUCCUUUUGAUUUAAUUUUGUACGAUUAUUUUAAUGUAAUUUUUUGUUUUUGUUUUUUCUUCUGCAGUUAUAUUUGUCUCUCUUUAUUUUCUAAAUUUGAUAACUUAUGCUUGCUGGGUACACUCAUGUGUUGUAAAUUAUUGCCAUGGUGUUGCCAUAAUUAGAAAUUUUUGUCAGUUAAAAAACCAAAAAAAAAAAAGAGGGUCAGUAAUUGAUGAAUUAUUUGCAACUAGUUUCAUCAUGACUUGGAUGUAACGGGGUUUUCGCUUUUUUCUGGUAAAAAAAAUUCAUAUAUGUUUGGAGUUUGAAGUGAUUGGUUUCCAAUUUGUGAGAAAUCUAUAUGAAAUUUCAGGUGAAAGCUUUAAGCUUUGAGAGGUUGAAGGAGAUAUUCCUCACCAUAUUCUUUGAAAGUGUUAUUUUUAGGGUUUGAAUUGAAAGAAAUACUUCAACUUUGAUAUAAAGUCUUCAACUUUGAUAUAAAUUCUUCAAUUUAUACUUAUACCCAUCUCACAAAUUCAACCAAAUUGUGUUUGGGAGUGUGAAUUUUGCUCAAAAUGGCAUUUUCUAGGUUUCAAUUGUGGGGAAUGCCCUUGUGGGGUGGCAAGGAGGAGACAGAAAACGUCUCGAGUGUUCGUGCUUCGAAUUCGAUGCCUGAUUAUGGUUUUGGUGUUAGGGAGAUUGAUAGUGUGAAGUUCCCAUUAAAGGGGACUAGGAUUGCUUCAUCUUCUUCUUCAUCUACUCCUAGGAAGAUUAAGAAGAAGUGGCAUAGUAGAGAAGAGAGGAAGAUUGAGAGAGAGCAUGAUGUUGUUAUGGUUCCAAAUGAUGGGGUUUGCUUGUCAGGGUCCGAGUCUGAUGAUUCUGAUUGGUCAAUUGGGUGGUUGGAGCCACAUGGACCUGAUUUCUUGAGUGAUGAUGAAACUGAUGAUAGCUUUGCUGUUCUUGUUCCUUGCUAUAGAAGGGGCCCAGUUGAAGGUCCUAAUACUCAAUUUCUGAAUACUAUCAAGAAUCUUACUAGCGAGCCAUUCACUGAAGGGAAAAACCUGAUGGACCAGUGGCUCUCCUCACUGCAAAACUUCUGAAGGCUCACCAUCAUAGUUUGUUAAUAAAUAAGGUGGUGGUUCUUGUCAUGUGUUUAGAGUUUGAAGCAAUUGGCCAUUAUAUCUAUGUUAAAUAUGAAGGUUUGUGGACACAAUAAAGAUGCUGCUACAGAAGAAUCUUAAGUGUCCACAAGACCAGAAGCAGAGAUGAUCUAAGAUGAUAAUCUGGACACAAUAAAGAUGCUGCUGCAGUGCUGCUAUAAGGUUGUUCUUAACCGCGAUUAAUUCAAACCAAAAUGGGUUGCUUGAUCUUUUCCUUAAUAUUCUGAGCCAUUGUAUAUACCAUUAGAAUGUAAAUAAUCUUGUAAUAUGAUUAUGCUUGAUUUCCAGCUUCCAUUCUGAAGUAGUCUGUAAAUAUUCAGCUCUUCUGUAGAACAUUGCUCUUCCUACUAACAAGAGAAGCUUUUCUACUAUUCGUUUGCAGAACCGACAGUUUGCAUUCGAUUGUAAACAUAUUGUUAAUUACGGCGUAUCUUCCUGUUAUAUGAUGUAUAUAAUCAACAGUUCCAUAA